AUGUUUGGACAAGCAAAUACAUCAGCAUCAACUCCAUCAUUUGGAUUUGGAGCCAAUAACAACACAACAAACAGUGCCAGUGGUGGAUUGUUUGGAAGUAAACCAGCUGCUCCUACAUCAGGUACAGGUGUGGCUGGUAUAAGUGGUAGUGGAGGACUUUUUGGAAAUUCAAAUUCAGUUCCUGCUCCUGGAGGUCUCUUUGGAUCUGCUACUUCAAAUACUACUAAUUCAAAUACUACUGGUGGAACUGGAUUGUUUGGAUCUGCAAGUACGACAAAUACUUCAAGUACAAAUACUGCUGGUGGUUUAUUCGGUGGUGCUUCUAAUAAUACUGCUACUGGUCCAACUUCUGGUGGAUUAUUUGGAAAUAAACCAGCUACAUCAGCUCCAAGUGGAGGAUUAUUUGGAAGUUCAAAUACUAAUCCAACUGCAUCAAAUACAACUACAAGUGGUGGACUCUUUGGUAAUACUGUUAAUACCGGAACUACAGGUGGUCUCUUUGGAGGCAAACCUGCUGGCACAACCAGUACAGGAUUAUUUGGUAGUAAUACAAAUACAGCUGCUCCAUCUGGUGGUCUCUUUGGUGGUAGUAAUACAGGAAAUACCAAUACUACGGGAGGUCUCUUUGGAGGAAAUACAUCAAACACAACCACUGGAGGCGGUCUUUUUGGUUCAUCAAAUACUGGAACUACUACCGGAGGAUUAUUUGGAUCAUCACAACCUCAACAACAACAACAAAUACAGCAACAGCAACAACAACCACAAUUAACUGCCAUGACUAGAGUAGGAGAUUUACCACCUAAUAUCAAACAACAAUUGGAACAGUUCGAUAAAUAUAUAAAUACCCAGCAUUUAAUCUCAACCUCCUUACAAUCAGAUUAUUCUAAACAUGAUGAUUUAAUCAAUUCCAUACCGAAAGAUAUAAAUUACUUACAUAACAAAAUCGUAUCCACUAAACAAGCCCUUAAAUUUGAUACCAAUCAAUUAGCUUUCCUUAAAGAAUUAAAUAAUGAAUUAACGGAUGAUAUAUCUAAAAUAAUGCAAUUGAUCUUGCAGUUAUCUACUCCAGGUACCAAAUUAUCAUCAUCAUUUCAAUUGAAUGAAUUUUUCAUUAAGAAGAUUAAGAAAUAUCAUGAGAUUUUAAAUCAAUAUGAAAUUUUAGCUAAUGAAUUAAAUCAAAUUUUAUCAGGUUUGGAAAGACUGUGUAUUGAAGGGUUUGGGAAUUUAUUUAAUAUCGUCCAAGUUAUAAAAUCUCAAUAUGGUUUAUUCAUGGAAUUAUGUGAAAUAAUGGCUCAAUUACAUAAUGAAACUAAUAAACUUUCUAAAAAGUAG
Messenger RNA from Scheffersomyces coipomensis, 1332 nucleotides. RefSeq names its product FG-nucleoporin (gene NUP49). Gene Ontology annotation, cellular component: nuclear pore. The transcript has a single exon. Bases 1 to 1332 code for a protein of 443 amino acids. The record is from RefSeq and is a predicted model, not a curated record. Gene Ontology annotation, biological process: nucleocytoplasmic transport. Lineage: Eukaryota; Fungi; Ascomycota; Pichiomycetes; Serinales; Debaryomycetaceae. Gene Ontology annotation, molecular function: structural constituent of nuclear pore.